CGCUCCUGGCCGGCUGUGUCCCAAAUUUGGAGUUUCACACGCUCACCGUCAACUUCAACUGUUCGUAUUUUAAAAUCAACACCUAUGGUUGUUAUGUAGCUUCCGUUGAAGGUGUUGUCGGCGAAUCUGAGGAGGAGAGAGCUUUUUCCAACGCCUACAACAUAAAUACAACAAUCCCAUUGUCAGUUGCAAAUUCAACGAGAUGGAGCUUUUUUAUUUCUUGUUCAACACCAGAUUGGUGGAAACUAUGACGAGUAGUAUGCGAGUGAAGAUGGAGUUUUGACAAUCUUUCGGAGCAACUCGGCGUGUUGGCGAGGGCGGGGUGGGGAGAACGAAAGAUGGCGCCUUGUGUGAGGUUUUCGGAUUUCGGAGUGCAUGAGGAGACUAAGAUUUUGACGAGUGGUUUAUUAUGAAUAAGUCGGAAUGUCUGGUUAGGGGGGCUUUUGGGCAGGAGUUCAGGAGGUGGUUCAGUGGAGUUCAACGACACAACCCCUCGCACUAUUGCUUGGAUUUGGUUAGGAGGAAUGAUUUCGAAAGUUACUUGUGCACUCUCUUGCUCCCAAAUGACUUGAGAGCGCCUGCAUUCGCAAUAAGAGCUUUCAAUGUUGAAAUCGCAUUAAUUCAGGAUCAAACAUCGGAGACAGCAAUCAGUGGCAUGAGAUACAACUUUUGGAGUGAUACUUUGAAGAAGAUCUACAGUGAUAAUCCACCCCAGGCACCUGUACCCUUAGAAUUACACAGAAUCUUGAAGACAUUCAAACUAUCCAAACAUUACUUCCAACGCCUGCUAGACGCAAGAUGGAAGAAGUGGCAGUCUGCAGACUUUCCAGACCUCGAGUCACUGGAAAAAUAUUCAGAGGACACUGUCUCUCCGAUUUAUUACCUUCUCCUCGAGGCGAGAGGAAUCAAAGACAUCAACAUCGAUCACAUAGCUAGUCACAUGGGAAAGUCCCAGGGAAUCACCACUUUACUGCGAUCUGCCCCACAUCAUGCCCAGAGGAGGGUCUGCGUCAUCCCUCAGGAUCUCUUGAUGAAGCAUGGAGUCCCCACCGAGUCUGUAUUCAGGGGAGAAAUGAGUAAAGAACUCAGUGAUGUCGUUUUUGAUGUUGCGUCACGAGCUCAUCAACAUCUGGAAAAAGCCAAGAACCUGAGGAAAAAUACGAAGAAAAACUUAUCAAGUAUUUUUCUGCCAGCUGUCAAUGUUGAGACGUAUCUCACAAAGCUGCAGAAACUCCAUUUCAAUAUUUACUCAUCUAGUCUUCAUAAAAAGGAGAAUAUGCUAGCUCUGCAGAUGUUGAAAGCGAAAUUAUUCUCUGCGUGGUGAAUGAGAACUCGUUUCCAAAUCGAAUCGAUUCAUGUGAUUUUAUCACUGUCCUACUGGGAAAUAAUCUCUGUAUAUAAACUAGAAUAAAAUGUAAUAUAUUGUUGUACAUUA
This is a messenger RNA of Diachasma alloeum, 1435 nucleotides long. RefSeq names its product NADH dehydrogenase (ubiquinone) complex I, assembly factor 6 (gene sicily). The record is from RefSeq and is a predicted model, not a curated record. Gene Ontology annotation, biological process: mitochondrial respiratory chain complex I assembly; biosynthetic process. Bases 410 to 1324 code for a protein of 304 amino acids. Gene Ontology annotation, cellular component: mitochondrion. The transcript is spliced from 5 exons. NCBI's taxonomy places the organism in Eukaryota, Metazoa, Arthropoda, Insecta, Hymenoptera, Braconidae.